Emys orbicularis (European pond turtle) is the source of this 1350-nucleotide messenger RNA. RefSeq names its product jumonji domain containing 7 (gene JMJD7). The record is from RefSeq and is a predicted model, not a curated record. Gene Ontology annotation, molecular function: 2-oxoglutarate-dependent dioxygenase activity. The transcript is spliced from 8 exons. Lineage: Eukaryota; Metazoa; Chordata; Testudines; Emydidae. The coding region runs from base 1 to 972 and encodes 323 amino acids.
AUGGCCGGUGCGGGUGGGGAAGGGGAGGUGCCGGCGCUGCGAGCGGUGCGAAGAUGCCUGGCGGCGUUCCCGGCGGAGGCCCGGGAGUUGGGACUGAUGGAAUCAGUGCCAUACCUAGAUAGCAUUCUGUCUCCGCUGGAAUUUUAUCGGGAAUGGGUGUGUCCAAACAAGCCAUGUAUAAUUCGGAAUGCCUUUGGUCACUGGCCAGCUCUGAAGAAGUGGACGUUAACUUAUCUCAGGACGGUAGCAGGCUCCAAGAUGGUGAGUGUGGCAGUGACACCAAAUGGUUAUGCCGAUGCUGUUUAUCAGGACCGGUUUGUCAUGCCGGAGGAGCGGCACAUGCUUUUCAGCAACUUCCUGGACAUUGUGGAGAAGAAAGUGAUCUCUCCAAGUGUGUUCUAUGUGCAGAAACAGUGUUCAAACCUGACUGAGGAGUUCCCUGAACUUUUAGGUGAUGUGGAGCCUGAAGUACCGUGGAUGAGUGAGGCACUCGGAAAGAAGCCCGAUGCUGUGAAUUUCUGGCUUGGCGAGUCUGCUGCUGUGACAUCCUUACAUAAAGAUCACUACGAGAACUUGUACUGUGUGAUUUCUGGCGAGAAACAUUUUCUGCUGCAUCCACCAAGUGACCGUCCCUUCAUCCCCUACGAGCUCUACCUUCCUGCAACAUAUUGCAUAUCAGAAGAUGGUUCGUUUCAGAUUGUGGAUGAGAAGGCUGCAGACAAGGUGCCAUGGAUUCCGCUGGAUCCUUUAAAUCCAGAUCUUGAACAAUACCCAGAGUAUGCCCAGGCAAGGCCUUUGCGGUGCACAGUGAAAGCUGGUGAGAUGUUGUACCUCCCUUCCCUCUGGUUUCAUCAUGUUCAGCAGUCACAUGGUUGUAUAGCAGUGAAUUAUUGGUAUGACAUGGAAUAUGACCUGAAGUACAGCUACUAUCAACUUCUAGAUUCUCUCACAAAAGCUGUGACACUGGUGUAGCUUAGACUGGGGACUCAGUCAUAAACCUUUCUGAUGUGACUGAAUUAUAUGCGUCUGCCUGGAGUACAAAUAUGCUUGAGUCAGAAGAACUAAACAUUAAAUUAUCCUCAACAAAUGUCUGUCAGAGGAUAUUUGUCUUGCUUGCCUUUGGAGAUGGUAUCAUGCAGUCGUUCAGUGAAAUGCCAGGCCAAAUGGCUAUCUUUUUUUGGCUUGACAGGAGGGGGCUUGUUGACAACAUUUCAAAGCCUUCAUGCUUAGCCUCAGAUGCCUCAAGGAAGGCAGAAUUUUAGUGGAGCCACUGCAGGUUUUGGAAACCUCAAAAAUGUAAACCAUGUGUGUUCCUUUCCAUUUGCUAGACUCUUUAGAGCAGUGGUUUUC